AUGAAAAAGCGACAAAUUCUAAGCAGCUAUAAUAAUUUGAAAUCACACCAAGCAAAAUUACAAAUGCAAAACCACCGUUACCUUCGUGCCGAAUCUUUGGCAAAACAAGUUUGGGAGAUGGUAAGAAAUGACGAUACUCCUGAUGUUAAGAAGUUUUUAGAUAUUGUUCCUCAUGUUAUAGAAUCACCGCCUCAACCUAAUCCUGUAAAACAUACAAAGGAAGAUGUCUCAAAACCAGUCAGUGCCAAAAUUUUAAAUAAUUGGCUUGAUGGCGAUUCUUUGAAUUUUUAUGUAAAAAUUACUUGUUUAUCUAGUGGUUUUGAAUUUUGCAAAACUCAUAUCUGCAAUGACAUCAACCCAGAAUGGAAUCAAGAAUUUUAUAUUCCAAUUUACGACAUUGAUAAAAAAUUCAAGAUUCGAGUUUAUAAUAAUAAUGCUUUCUUUAACCAUGAUGAUGAAAAAGUAAAAUCUCUCCACAAUGAUAUCUGGGGCACCGUAUUAACUACAGCACUCCUUAAAAUUUUAUAUACGGAUCACGUGAUGUGGACGAAUUCAUUUAAGGAAGCUGAAGUUUACUUGAAGAAAAUCGUUACAGAUACAAAACAAUUAUAUGGUUUGGCUGAAAAUUUUGCAAAUGAUCAUUUUAAAAUCAAUGAAGAGGAAGUAUUAGAACUUUCUUGGGCCAGUUGGAUUGGUGAAGCUGCUAUAGAUGUAUCUCAAUCAACAACAAAAACUAAAAGCAAAUUCGAAGCUACUAAAGAAUUUAUUGAAAAUAUUCUUAUAGAAACUACUAAUAAUCUUACUGGAAAACUCCUUAUCACUUCCAUUUAUCAAUGUGGUGAAGAAAUUGAAAUAACUGUACCUGAAAUUCAAAAUAAUGGAGAACAAUCGAAGAUGGUCAAAAAUGAAGAGAAACCUACUAUAAUUGUUAGGAAACAGAAGAAAAAAGAUCCUCAAUGUGAAAAGGAAAGCCAUGCCUAUUGUCACCAAAACCAAGAAAAAUCUGUAACUGAGGAAGAGUACAUUAAGGUUAUUAAAACUCAAACUGAAGAUGGUUUAUUUGAUAUUUUCAAACAAAUCACUGAUGAUCUUGGCAUAACUACAAAUGAAAUAUUUCAUGAAUAA
This is a messenger RNA of Rhizophagus irregularis DAOM 181602=DAOM 197198, 1125 nucleotides long. RefSeq lists its product as uncharacterized. NCBI's taxonomy places the organism in Eukaryota, Fungi, Glomeromycota, Glomeromycetes, Glomerales, Glomeraceae. The record is from RefSeq and is a predicted model, not a curated record.